AUGGAGCAGCAAAAGGAUCAAAACAGCCAGGAUUCGAGCGAGGGAGAGAGCGUUUCCCUUUCCCCGAAUAUGCCGUCUCCGCCAAUUUUACCUCACCAGGCGGUGCAGCAAGCUCACAGAACAACCAACUUUUUUAUCGAUAAUAUUCUGCGGCCAGACUUCGGGUGCAAGAAGGAGAGUGGUAACAGGGAGCGUCCACAGACCGCCGGCAGGGAUAGCGUCAGUCUUCUGAGAUUAAGGCCGUCUCAUCCCACGAUAUUAUGCCAGGAUUCAAACGGCAGCAGUGACAGCACUUCUUCCUCGUCCUCCGCUUCAUCUUCGCCAUCCUCCAAGCAGAGCUCGGCGACACCAGAGCAAGGGAAUGGAGCUAACACGACAAAAUACGACGAGGGCACUACGUCGAUCGUAGUCGUAAAUAAAACCGGAGCUGGUAAAAUUAAAGAAGCGCAGCCGCUGCUAUGGCCUGCCUGGGUUUACUGCACCAGAUAUUCAGACAGACCAUCAUCUGGCCCAAGAACACGAAAGCUGAAAAAGAAAAAAGACGAGAAAGAAGACAAGCGCCCGAGAACCGCGUUUACGGCCGAACAGCUGCAGAGACUUAAAGGCGAGUUUCAGGCCAAUCGCUAUAUCACGGAGCAGAGGAGACAGACACUGGCCCAGGAACUCAACCUCAACGAAUCGCAAAUAAAAAUAUGGUUUCAAAAUAAGAGGGCGAAAAUAAAGAAGGCCAACGGCAUGAAGAACGCCUUAGCCAUGCAGCUCAUGGCCCAAGGACUAUAUAACCAUUCCACCACCACCGUUCAGGAAGACAAGGAGGACAGCGAGUGA
Molecule: messenger RNA, 828 nt
Organism: Conger conger (European conger)
Lineage: Eukaryota; Metazoa; Chordata; Actinopteri; Anguilliformes; Congridae
Product: homeobox protein engrailed-1-B-like
Exons: 2
Coding region: 1-828 (275 amino acids)
Biological process (GO): neuron differentiation; multicellular organism development; regulation of transcription by RNA polymerase II
Cellular component (GO): nucleus
Molecular function (GO): DNA-binding transcription factor activity, RNA polymerase II-specific; RNA polymerase II cis-regulatory region sequence-specific DNA binding
Source: RefSeq, a predicted model, not a curated record